Messenger RNA from Fusarium graminearum PH-1, 1548 nucleotides. RefSeq lists its product as uncharacterized. Bases 1 to 1548 code for a protein of 515 amino acids. The transcript has a single exon. Lineage: Eukaryota; Fungi; Ascomycota; Sordariomycetes; Hypocreales; Nectriaceae. The record is from RefSeq and is a predicted model, not a curated record.
AUGCCGAUCCAUUCGCCAAACUGUCCUAAUCCAACGGGAUGCCGCACUAAGGGAAAAGUGAAAGAGUUAGCGGAAAGAGUCAGAAAAGUGUAUCUACAACGACCCAACGAUGAAGAGGCCCGGCGUCGGGCGCAGGUGGCUGCUCAAUACUAUCACAACUUUCAUCGUUCCUGUCCAACACCCUCGCUCCAGCCACUUCAUCCACUCAAAACAACAAUUCCAGUGGAGGAAAAAGAUGUCGUGUUCAAUCUGCCGACAGAGAUUUACAUGAACAUCAUCGGCUGCGUCGGUGAUCAGAUUGACGCGGGGAGCAGCCCACAUCGAUCAGAGGCGACAAAAACAUUACUAUCUCUUGCACGUACUUGCAAACUAUUUCAGUACAUUUCCGAAGAGCAUAUUUAUAGCUUAUUGCCAUUCAGAGGGAUCGCCGAGAAAGUAUGGCAGUUUCAUUUCUCGAUCACGAUUGAACCUCGCCGCGCCAGCCUUGUCCGAUCUCUCUAUAUUCGGUGGGAUGAAGAAAACGAAAACCGUCAAAGUCUGAUUGACACCGUCCAAGCCUGCCCAAAUCUACACAGUUUAGCACUCAAAUGGAUGGAGGCACGCCGGGUUCUAGGAUAUUGGCGUCGAAUUCUCAGAGACGAUGGAAAGCGUAUGAGAGAGCUAUUCCAAUCAUGUCCGAAAGUCAAGACCUUCAGGUUCUCCGGAUAUCCAUCCAACCCCUACUCGUUCCCAAACAUACAUGAAGCCUCAUUCUACAGCCACAUCACCGAACUUGAAACAGAUGCCGGUUCUCUCUGGGCACACACGGCCCUAAUGAGCUACGACUUCUCCAACGUAACGACCCUACACCUUGGACAAGCAUUUCACGAAGCUACAGCUUGUUAUAUGCCGUACACGAUUCCACGCCUAAUUCAUCAAAAAAUUACAAGGCUACGAAAUCUGGAUAUCAGCGUGAGACGGGUGGACUUAAUAACUUUAAAUGACGCUUGCAUCGCGUGGGGACCUACACUUCAGCGUCUUUGUCUUCGCAUACCUGAUUAUGACGAUAAUUAUCGUUUCGGCGAGCUGAUCCGCCAUCUUCCUUUCCUUGAAGAGUUCUUGGUGCUUAUGAAAACACGGUUGAAGCAAGACCUGAUCAGUAACAUCACGACAAGCAGUUGGCUGACGACACCCCGCCUUCGGACAGUUGUUCUGGGAGAUACUGCUCCACAUGCCAUGUCCAAGUUAUCUGAUCUGCAAGGGGAACCCAUAGACAAGGCUCUUGAGUAUUUGAUCGACACUCUACACCCGACGUUGGAGACACUGUACCUGGGAUACCAUCAGCCAGUCCGAAGGUCACUCCUCCAGCAUCUAGAAAAAGCGAAAAACUUGAGACGACUCAGACUAUACCUCGAAGAAGACCCAAAACAAGAAGAUAUUGAUGGAUUGUCAGAGUGUACCAAACUGGACAGAUUCAGGUCAGGCGAGAUGGGUGGAAGUCUCACAUAUCCGAGUUUGAUUGCUGGUGAGCUAAUCGAAGUGCAGCAAUGGGAGGGAGGUUGGGAUUAA